Molecule: messenger RNA, 579 nt
Organism: Cadophora gregata
Lineage: Eukaryota; Fungi; Ascomycota; Leotiomycetes; Helotiales; Ploettnerulaceae
Exons: 2
Coding region: 1-579 (192 amino acids)
Source: RefSeq, a predicted model, not a curated record
AUGGCAACACCCUGGACCUCAAUCCGCAUCGCCCAAGUCAUUGGGCUCGGAGGAGCAGCUUGGCUAUCAGGCAACAUCGCCUCCCUCUCCUUAAUCACAAUUCCCACCCUCCUAAACUCCCACGCCCAAUCCCAAUCUCAAUCACAGUCCUCCCCCUCCCCAACCAACAGACCCCUCACACCACAUACCCUUGCCCAGCAGUGGCGGCAAACAUACGAACUCGGCAAAUCGCAAAACCGGCCCAUCUCCCUCAUCAUUGCCUCAUUCUUCGUCUUCCUCGCCUAUAAAUCCCGCUCCCUAGCUUCAGCUUCACCGAGAAAUGUAGUCGUGCUGUAUGGCAUUGCAGCUGUAUUGACGAUGGGUAUUGCGCCGUUUACGGCGCUGGUUAUGAGUGGGACCAAUGAGAAGUUGAUUGGGUUGAGUGAUGGGAAAGGGAAAGGGCCGAGUGAGAAGGAUGGUGUGGAUGUGGAAGGGAAGGAGGUUAGAGGGUUAUUGGAAGGAUGGGGCAGGUUGAACGGGGUGAGGAGUUUGUUGCCGCUUUUUGGAGGGGUGGUUGGUGUUAUUGCUGCGCUGGCGUGA